This is a messenger RNA of Lutra lutra (Eurasian river otter), 780 nucleotides long. RefSeq names its product suppressor of cytokine signaling 2. NCBI's taxonomy places the organism in Eukaryota, Metazoa, Chordata, Mammalia, Carnivora, Mustelidae. The record is from RefSeq and is a predicted model, not a curated record. Gene Ontology annotation, molecular function: 1-phosphatidylinositol-3-kinase regulator activity. Gene Ontology annotation, biological process: phosphatidylinositol phosphate biosynthetic process; intracellular signal transduction. Gene Ontology annotation, cellular component: phosphatidylinositol 3-kinase complex. The coding region runs from base 95 to 535 and encodes 146 amino acids. The transcript has a single exon.
GACCGCAGGAUCCGUGGAGGAGCCGUCCCCCGAGGCGGCGCGUUUGGCGAAGGCCCUACAGGAGCUCAGUCAAACAGGUUGGUACUGGGGAAGUAUGACUGUUAAUGAAGCCAAAGAGAAAUUAAAAGAGGCACCCGAAGGAACUUUCUUGAUUAGAGAUAGCUCGCAUUCAGACUACCUACUAACAAUAUCUGUUAAGACAUCAGCUGGACCAACUAAUCUGCGAAUUGAAUACCAAGAUGGGAAAUUCAGAUUGGACUCUAUCAUAUGUGUCAAGUCCAAGCUUAAACAAUUUGACAGUGUGGUUCAUCUGAUUGACUACUAUGUUCAGAUGUGCAAGGAUAAGCGGACGGGCCCGGAAGCUCCCCGGAACGGCACCGUCCACCUUUACCUGACCAAACCGCUCUACACAGCCGUGCGGCCGCUCCAACAUCUCUGUAGACUCACCAUUAACAAAUGUACCGGUACCAUCUGGGGACUGCCUUUACCAACGAGACUAAAAGAUUACUUGGAAGAGUAUAAAUUCCAGGUAUAAGUGUUUCUGUCUUUCUAACCUUGCCUCGUCUAGAGUCUCUCCGAAUGCAGCUAUGUCAAAGAGAACCAAAACUUGAGUGCUCUGGAUAACUCCUCGGGAUUCUCAAAACAGCUGAAGUCCAUCUAAUUUAAAUGGGUGCGGAGGUAGCUAGGUUUUUAAAGUUCCUCCAGAGAUUUUCACGGGAGUGAUGCUGACCUUUGUAAAGGCUGACCAAGACCCACCCGUUAAUCCUUUUCCAUUAGAAU